UUUUCUGUUCUUUCCAGAGGCAGAAGAAUGGCUAUUUUCCUCUCCAACAUCGCAGCUUCCCCACGAUUCAAGAGAAGUCCCCUCGAGACAUGCCUAAAUAGUACACGGAGGAGCGUCCGCGAUCCAUCAUUAGCCAUCACAUUAUCUCAGCGGCAGGAAGAUGUAUUGAAGAUUAUUAAGGAUGGUACAAGUAUAUUUCUGACAGGUUCAGCUGGAACGGGCAAGUCUCUUCUUCUUCGUAAGAUCAUCAAGUAUCUCCACUCUGUGUACGACCCCGGUCAAUUGGCCGUGACUGCAUCGACAGGCCUUGCAUCGACCAAGAUCAAGGGCACGACCUUGCAUUCGUGGGCUGGAAUUGGCCUGGGAAAAGCAGGGAGUAGAUUCUGAGAAUUCUCAGCUUAAAA
This is a messenger RNA of Laetiporus sulphureus 93-53, 404 nucleotides long. RefSeq lists its product as uncharacterized. Gene Ontology annotation, biological process: DNA repair; telomere maintenance. NCBI's taxonomy places the organism in Eukaryota, Fungi, Basidiomycota, Agaricomycetes, Polyporales, Laetiporaceae. The record is from RefSeq and is a predicted model, not a curated record. The transcript is spliced from 4 exons. Gene Ontology annotation, molecular function: DNA helicase activity. The coding region runs from base 28 to 387 and encodes 119 amino acids.